Messenger RNA from Aphanomyces astaci, 840 nucleotides. RefSeq lists its product as hypothetical. Lineage: Eukaryota; Oomycota; Saprolegniomycetes; Saprolegniales; Verrucalvaceae. The coding region runs from base 1 to 840 and encodes 279 amino acids. The record is from RefSeq and is a predicted model, not a curated record. The transcript is spliced from 4 exons.
AUGGUGAUCUCGUCUGCUUCAUCAAAGUCUACCUCGGACUUGGGUCUUCUGGUGUUCGACGGAAAGAAGUCCUCGUUUCGUGUGUGGUCCCAAAGCUUUGUUAGCUACCUGGAGGGAAUGACCCUUGAGAUGGUUGGUAACUACUUAAAGGAACCAAAAUCAUUGCCCGAGCCUCAAAUCAAAUAUGAGGACUGGUUGCAUUGCGAGCCGCCGAUUAUCUCGACUGGCAAUGAAGCGCAUGACCGGUGGCACUUGUACAAUCGGAAGAGAACAGAGCAAAAGCCUUUUGACAACAUCCAGUCAUGGUUUGGCGAGAUGAAGUCCCUCAAGAACCUGAUCAAUGCCCAAUCUCGUCAACACCUUGGUCGCGACACCAAUCAAGGCAAGCGUCAUGACACCGGAAAGGCGUUUUCCAAGGCAACUUCAAAGAGCCGCAAGUGCUUCUACUGUGAAGGCAAAUACAACGUCAACGGCGUGGACCACAUGAAGUGGGAUUGCCCUAAGCGCCAGGAUGACUUUCGGCGAGGCUGGGCGCGAAGUUCGAUUUUCGAAGACCCGCGGCGAAUCGAAGAUGCGGUGCCCAAGGGUCGUGAUGUUCGCACCGAAGUGGCCUGCGGCGCCGUCGUGAGGCGUGAAGAAGUGGCGUUGUCUACAUCGCCUCCAAGCCGUCAAGAAUUUGACCUGCCGGGCAUGUCUAUGGACGACAUGUUUUCGUGUCCUGAUGAUAGCAAUUUGCUGUCCUACUCGCCCGCGUUGGCUGUGGACACGACGUCCACUCCUCGUGUCGAGACGAUGGCGGCAUCCAUGCCUGACCUAUCCGUAAAGAAGGACCAGUCGUGA